Molecule: messenger RNA, 3607 nt
Organism: Malaclemys terrapin pileata
Lineage: Eukaryota; Metazoa; Chordata; Testudines; Emydidae
Product: zinc finger protein 585A-like
Exons: 6
Coding region: 80-3472 (1130 amino acids)
Biological process (GO): regulation of DNA-templated transcription
Source: RefSeq, a predicted model, not a curated record
CCCGGCCCGCCUCUUCCUGCCGGAGGAGCCGCUGGGAGCGGCAGAUACAAAGCCCGGCCGGGCGGGCGGCGGGAGCCGGAUGGCGGGGCCCAGGCCCGAGGCCAGGGCGAUGGGCGCAGGCGGCUCUGCACAGGUGCCGGUGGUGUUUGAGGACGUGGCGGUCUAUUUCUCCCCGGAGGAGUGGGCGGAGUUAGCCAAAUGGCAGAGGGAGCUGUACCGGGACGUGAUGAAGGAGAAUUACGAGCUGGUGGCUUCAUUGGGGCAUCCUGUUGUCAAACCUGAGAUCAUCUGCCAGAUGGAGCGAGGGGAAGAGCCUUGUGUGGAGGGUCCCUGGGGCUGGGAAGAGAGAAGCACAACCCAGAAACCCUGCUCAGCAGAUGGUGAGAUGAAGGAUGACGAUGAGGAAGGUUCUAGAACCCUGGAUCUUCCCAAGACAUCCCCAGAACAGACUGGAGGGGACCUCCACCAGCACUCAAGGAAAAAGCAAAGAUACAAAAGUCAGAGCAAAUCACAAAAGCAGCAGAGAAAUAUUAUGCAGGAAAAACUCAUGCCCCUCCUCAGGCCCCAGAGACACAGAGCCAGCCGGCAGGGGCGGACACGCCUGACUGCCCAGCAGGGAGAGCCCACGGGGAGGAAACCAUUCUCGUGCCCGGAAUGCGGAAGGAGCUGUAUGACGAAGGGCAACCUCAAAAUACACCAGCGAGUGCACACAGGGGAGGGGCUGUUUCCCUGCAGCCAGUGCGGGAAAUGCUUCACCACCAAGGGCAACCUCAAAAUGCACCAGCGCAUGCACAGUGGGGAGCGGCCCUUCGUGUGCACCGAGUGCGGAAAGAGCUUCAUCGCCCCGGGCAACCUCAAAAUGCACCAGCGCCUGCACAGCGGGGAGAGGCUGUUCCUGUGCACUGAGUGUGGGAAACGUUUCACCAGGAAAGACAUCCUCAAACUGCACCAGAGGGUGCACACGGGGGAGCGGCCUUUCCAGUGCACGGAGUGUGGGAAGAGCUUCACUCAGAAGGUGAAUCUCCUGACACACCAGCGGUGCCACACAGGGGAGCGCCCGUUCGCCUGCUGUCAGUGUGGGAAGAGCUUUGCCCAGAAGGGCACGCUCAACACGCACCAGAAGAGCCACGUGCGUGAGUGGCACUUUGCAUGUGCUGAGUGCAAGGAGAGAUUUGCCUCCAACAGGGACCUCACGAUGCACCAGAGGAUCCACACCAGGCAGCGCUCAUACAUGUGCAGCCAGUGUGGGAAAUGCUUCACGCAGCCGGGCAACCUCCUGACGCACCAGCGAGUGCACACGGGGGAACGGCCGUUCACCUGCACCCAGUGCGAGAAAAGCUUCACCACCAAGGGCAACCUCAAAAUGCACCAGUGGAUCCACACGGGGGAGCGGCCCUUCACAUGCACCGAGUGUGGAAAGGGCUUCAUCGCCCAGGCCACCCUCAAAAUGCACCAGCGCUUGCACAGCGGGGAGCUGCCCUUCGUGUGCACCGAGUGCGGCCAGGGCUUCGUUCAGAACGAAUUUCUGAAGCUGCACAAGAGGCUGCACACGGGAGAACAUCAGUUCCCCUGCCCCGAAUGCGGGAAGUGCUUCAUCAGCAAGGCCGUUCUGAAGGUGCACAGCAGGACACACGGCAGGGAGCAGCUGUUCCCGUGCACUGAGUGUGGGAAACGUUUCACCAGGAAAGACAACCUCAAACUGCACCAGAGGGUGCACAUGGGGGAGCGGCCUUUCCAGUGUGCAGAGUGUGGGAAGAGCUUCACUCAGAAGGUGAAUCUCCUGACCCACCAGCGGCGCCACACGGGGGAGCGCCCGUUCACCUGCUGUCAGUGCGGGAAGAGCUUCGCCAAGAAGGGCACGCUCAACAUGCACCAGAAAAGCCACGUGCGUGAGAAGCUCUUUGCAUGUGCUGAGUGCAAGGAGAGAUUUGCCUCCACCAGGGACCUCACGAUGCACCAGAGGAUCCACACCAGGCAGCGCUCAUACGUGUGCAGCCAGUGUGGGAAAUGCUUCACGCAGCCGGGCAACCUCCUGACGCACCAGCGAGUGCACACGGGGGAACGGCCGUUCACCUGCACCCAGUGCGAGAAAAGCUUCACCACCAAGAGCAACCUCAAAAUGCACCAGCGGAUCCACACAGGGGAGCGGCCCUUCACUUGCACCGAGUGCGGGAAGCGCUUCACUGUCAAGGGGACGCUGCAAAAACACCAGAGUGUCCACACGAGGUGGAAGCAGCUCGUGUGUGCCAGCCCGAAGCUGGAAGGGCUUUCCCAGCCUGUACUCCAGCAAACUGCAGCCAUGCGCCGGAGAGGCCACAUCAGUGCACGCAAGAAACGCGCAGCGCGACACCACUACUACGAGCUGUCCAAGGAGAGAGCGAGAGCAGCCAAGGCUCUGGCAGCUACUGCAGAGCAGCCAGUCAAAGACAAGCCAUCGGAGGAGGCGUUCGACAUGUGCUGGCUCCCUCUGCCUGGGGAGGUGAAGGCGGAGCAGGACUAUGAGUGCACGAGGCGUGGGGAGAGCUUCCACCAGCGGGCCGAGCGGCUGGCCCACAAGAAGACCCAGGAGCAGAAAGUGCUGUUGAUUUGCACGGAGUGUGGCCGGAGCUUCUCCUGCCCCAACAGCUUCAUGCUGCACCAGCGCGUGCACAGCGGGGAGACGCUGCAGAAGCCCUACGUCUGCCCGCAGUGUGGCCGCACCUUCAGCUACAAGACCAGCCUGGGGGUGCACCUGCGUGCCCACACGGGCGAGCGCCCCUUCAUGUGUCCCUCCUGCAGGAAGAGCUUCAAGAAUAAGACCUACCUGGUGGUGCACCAGCGCGUGCAUACCGGCGUGCGGCCGUACGCGUGCGCCGAGUGCAGCAAGAGUUUCCUGCAGAAGCGAGACCUGACGGUGCACCAGCGCGUGCACAGCAAGGAGAGCCCCUUCCUCUGCUCCGAGUGCGGCCGGCGCUUCCGCUACAAGUCGAGCCUGGCCAUCCAUCAGCGCACGCACACGGGCGAGCGCCCCUUCCCCUGCUCCGAGUGCGGCCGGCAUUUCAAGUACAAGACCAACCUACUGAUCCACCAGCGCGUGCACACCGGCGAGCGCCCCUACCCCUGCCCACAGUGCAGCAAGAGCUUCACCUGCAGCACCAACCUCAUCAUGCACCAGAUCACCCACGACAGGCUGGGCGCCCGGCAGCAGGAGGGGCCACGGGGGCCGCCGGCAGCCAGGCGGCGGGAGAGGGAGAGAGCCCGCACGGCCGACCAGCCCUUCGUGUGUGCCAAGUGUGGCAAAGGAUUCAAGAAGCACGGCUUCCUUAUCAUCCACCAGCGGACCCAUUGCCCAGCGCCUGCCGGAGCUAGCGCAGAGCAGGCAGCCAGGCCAGGGAAAGCCACGUGCCCCCCGCCACACCCAGCCCUUGCUCUGGCCAGGGAGUGGCUUGGAGCACAGGGCACCAAGGGAGCGUCUGACCACGCGAGGUGCUAGCCACAGCGGUGGGCUGGGCCUGCCUGCUGUGUGCUCUACUGCAGGCUGGUGUGACUGGGCCCAGCCUCUCCCUGAGCCUUGGGCAUGGUGCCCCACACUAACUUCAGUGUGCUCUGAAAUAAACCGUUCCCCACA